GCCGCCGGGAGCCGGGCGCCCGACAGCAGAGAGGCUCGAGGCGCCGCGCCCUGAGGCUCCGCUCGCCGCCCGCACCGACCCGACCGACCCCGCCGCGCGGCCAUGGACCUGCCCCGGGGCCUCGUGGUGGCCUGGGCGCUCAGCCUGUGGCCAGCAUUCACAGACACCUUCAACAUGGACACCAGGAGGCCGCGAGUCCUCACAGGCCCCAAGACCGCCUUCUUCGGCUACACAGUGCAGCAGCACGACAUCGGAGGCAAGAAGUGGCUAGUUGUGGGUGCCCCACUGGAAACCAACGGCCACCAGAAGACAGGAGACAUUUACAAGUGUCCUGUGAUCCAGGGCAACUGCACCAAGCUCAACCUAGGAAGGGUCACCCUGUCCAACGUGUCCGAGCGGAAGGACAACAUGCGCCUGGGCCUGAGCCUCGCCACCAACCCCAAGGACAACAGCUUCCUGGCCUGCAGCCCGCUCUGGUCUCACGAAUGCGGCAGCUCCUACUACACCACCGGGAUGUGCUCCAGAGUCAACGCCAACUUCCGGUUCUCCAAGACGGUGGCGCCAGCCCUCCAGAGGUGCCAGACCUACAUGGACAUCGUCAUUGUCCUGGAUGGCUCCAACAGCAUCUACCCCUGGGUGGAGGUCCAGCACUUCCUCAUCAACAUCCUGAAGAAGUUUUACAUCGGCCCAGGGCAGAUCCAGGUUGGAGUGGUUCAGUAUGGAGAAGACGUGGUCCAUGAGUUUCACCUCAACGACUACAGGUCUGUCAAGGAUGUGGUGGAAGCUGCCAGUCACAUAGAGCAGAGAGGAGGAACAGAGACCCGGACAGCAUUUGGCAUUGAAUUUGCUCGCUCCGAGGCCUUCCAGAAGGGCGGGAGGAAAGGGGCCAAGAAGGUGAUGAUCGUCAUCACGGACGGCGAGUCCCACGACAGCCCCGACCUGGAGAGGGUGAUCCAGCAGAGCGAGAGGGACAACGUGACGAGAUACGCUGUGGCCGUCCUGGGCUACUACAACCGCAGGGGCAUCAAUCCAGAAACUUUUCUAAAUGAAAUCAAAUACAUCGCCAGCGACCCUGAUGACAAGCACUUCUUCAAUGUCACCGACGAGGCGGCCCUAAAGGACAUCGUCGAUGCCCUGGGGGAAAGGAUCUUCAGCCUGGAAGGCACCAACAAGAACGAAACCUCCUUUGGGCUGGAGAUGUCGCAGACGGGCUUCUCCUCGCACGUGGUGGAGGACGGGAUUCUGCUGGGUGCCGUGGGCGCCUACGACUGGAACGGGGCUGUGCUGAAGGAGACGAGCAGCGGCAAAGUGAUCCCUUUGCGCGAGUCCUACCUGAAGGAGUUCCCCGAGGAGCUCAAGAACCACGGCGCGUACCUGGGGUACACGGUGACAUCGGUCGUGUCCUCCAGGCAGGGGCGGGUGUACGUGGCUGGAGCCCCCCGGUUCAACCACACGGGCAAAGUCAUCCUGUUCACCAUGCACAACAACCGGACCCUCACCAUCCACCAGGCUCUGCGGGGCGAGCAGAUAGGCUCCUACUUCGGGAGUGAGAUCACCUCCGUGGAUGUCAAUGACGACGGGGUGACCGACGUCCUGCUGGUGGGGGCGCCCAUGUACUUCAGCGAGGGCCGCGAGCGGGGCAAGGUGUACGUGUACAACCUGAGACAGGCCCUUCCUUUCGGGCCGUGCGUGGCCUUGCAGAGCCGGUUCGUGUAUAACGGGACACUGAAGGAUUCCAGCAGUUACCAGAACACCCGGUUCGGCGCGUGCAUCGCCUCCGUGCGGGACCUUAAUCAGGACUCCUACAACGACGUGGUGGUGGGCGCCCCACUGGAGGACGGCCACCAGGGCGUCAUCUACAUCUUCCGUGGUGCCCGCGGUGGGAUCCUGAAGACGCCCGCACAGAGAAUCGCGGCCUCCGAGCUGGCUCCCAGCCUGCAGUACUUCGGCUGCAGCAUCCACGGGCAACUGGACCUCAAUGAGGACGGGCUGGUGGACCUGGCCGUGGGCGCCCUGGGCAACGCUGUGAUUCUGUGGGCCAGGCCCGUGGUCCGGAUCAACGCCAGCCUGCGCUUCGAGCCGCCCAGGAUCAACAUCUUCCACAAGGACUGCAAGCGCAGCGGCAGGGACGCCACUUGCCUGGCCGCCUUCCUCUGCUUCACACCCGUCUUCCUGGCCCCCCAUUUCCAGACGGCGACUGUCGGCAUCAGGUACAACGCCACCAUGGACGAGAGGCGCUACAUGCCGCGGGCGCACCUGGACGAGGGCAGUGACCAGUUCACCAACAGAGCCGCGCUGCUCUCCGCCGGCCAGGAGCACUGCCAGCGGAUCAGCUUCCACGUCCUGGACACUGCUGACUAUGUGAAGCCAGUGGCCUUCUCGGUCGAGUAUUCUCUGGAGGACCCAGAGCAUGGCCCCGUGCUUGACGAUGGCUGGCCCACCACUCUCAGAGUCUCGGUGCCCUUCUGGAACGGCUGCAACGAGGAUGAGCACUGCGUCCCCGACCUGGUGCUGGACGCCCGGAGUGACCUGCCCACCGCCAUGGAGUACUGCCAGAGGGCGCUGAGGAAGCCCGCGCAGGACUGCUCGGCCUACACGCUGUCCUUUGACACCACGGUUUUCAUCGUAGAGAGCACGCGGCGGCGGGUGGCGGUGGAGGCCACGCUGGGGAACAGGGGCGAGAACGCCUACAGCGCCGUGCUGAACAUCUCGCAGUCCCCCAACCUGCAGUUCGCCAGCCUGGUGCAGAAGGACGACUCGGACAACAGCAUCGAGUGCGUGAACGAGGAGCGGAGGCUGCACAAGAAAGUCUGCAACGUCAGCUACCCCUUCUUCAGGGCCAAGGCCAAGGUAGCUUUCCGGCUGGACUUCGAGUUCAGCAAGUCCAUCUUCCUGCAUCACUUGGAGAUCCAGCUCAGCUCCGGCAGUGACAGUGACGAGCAGGACAGCACCAAGGAGGACAACACGGCGCUCCUGCGCUUCCACCUCAAGUACGAGGCAGACAUCCUCUUCACCAGGGCCAGCAGCCUGAGCCACUACGAGGUCAAGGCCAACAGCUCCCUGGAGAGAUACGACGGCCUCGGGCCUCCCUUCAGCUGCGUCUUCAGGAUCCAGAACCUGGGCUUCUUCCCCAUCCACGGGGUGAUGAUGAAGAUCACCAUUCCUGUGGCCACCAGGGGCGGCAACCGACUGCUGGUGCUGAAGGACUUCCUCACCGACCAGGUGAACACGUCCUGUAACAUCUGGGGGAACACCACUGAGUACCGGCCCACCCCGACGGACGAGGACUUGAGUCGGGCCCUGCAGCUGAACCACAGCAACUCCGAUGUGGUCUCCAUCAACUGCAACGUGCGGCUGGCCCCCAACCAGGAGCUCAACUUCCACCUGCUGGGGAACCUGUGGCUGAGGUCCCUGAAGGCGCUCAAGUUCAGGUCCCUGAAGAUCACGGUGAACGCGGCGCUGCAGAGGCAGUUCCACAGCCCCUUCAUCUUCCGCGAGGAGGACCCCAGCCGCCAGGUCACCUUCGACGUCUCCAAGCAGGAAGACUCGCAGGUCCCCAUCUGGAUCAUCGUGGGCAGCACGCUGGGGGGCCUCCUGCUGCUGGCGCUGCUGGUCCUGGCGCUGUGGAAGCUGGGCUUCUUUAAAAGUGCCAAGCGCAAGAGGGAGCCUGGCGCGGACCCCAGCCCCAAAGUGCUAGAGUGAGGCUCCGGAGGAGGCGUGGAGUUGACAGGGCCGCCAAGGCCCAGGCGGGGUGCAGGCCCAGGCCCGCGGCCCCACUAAGCUGGGGCGGAGAGGACGCUGCUGGCUUUGCACUUGACCUCGACCCCCAAGCAUGGCGCCUGCUCCGCCUGGGAUGGAACUUAAGCACGUGUUGAGGAGCCACCCUGCUGGAGGCUCUCAGGAGGGCACUGCACACCCAGACGCCGCGGUACCAGCAGUCUGCAAUCAGCCCGUGUUGGAGCCAGGAGCAAGACUGUACAUACAAACCUCCCCGCAGCUCCAUCGGUGACCCAGCCUUUCCCUGUAGACAGGCCCCAUAGACGCUCCCCGCCUGAGGCUGGUUGGGCCAGCUGCAGGCCGGGAUGGGGAGCGGCGCUGGGAAGUGACGUCACACAGGCAGGGGAGACCCGUCACUCUGCCUCGCUGCCGGCCGCACCUCCCACUUGCUUCUGUCCCUAGGUACCUCACUGUGGGCGACACAAUUCUGUCCCCGCCGCAGCCCCACCUGUCUCCCGCAGCCUGCCCCACCCCACCAGCGCAGACCUGCUGGCCUGGCUGCACCCCAGCAGAGGUGAGGCCUGGGAGCCCCCUCCCAGCAUCCCCCUCUGUGUGUACAGGCAGGUACACAGACACACACGCAUGCACACACUCCUCCCUCCAGGGCAGGGGACAGCCCAGCGCCGCUGCGGGGGGCCCUCUCUGGAAUGCACUGAAAACGGCCUGCCUGCCAAGGACCCCACGCCCGUGCAGCCUGGGUGGCGAGCAUCUCAUCUGCCAGGCCACAGGAUCCAGGCCACGGUGGCACCCUGAGGACAAGGGGGAUGCAGGUGUCCAGUGGAGUAAUUUAUGCCUUAACCUUUCUUUGAAGUAGAAAUGAAAGAGGGACUCAUCAAAGACAUCUGUUCCCCUGUGCGUACGACCUUUACCGUCGUACAUAUUUCUAAGAAAUUAAAAGUGUUUACAAACCAC
Chinchilla lanigera (long-tailed chinchilla) is the source of this 4689-nucleotide messenger RNA. It is a transcript of the gene Itga11, whose product is annotated as integrin, alpha 11. The transcript has 30 exons. The record is from RefSeq and is a predicted model, not a curated record. Gene Ontology annotation, cellular component: integrin complex; external side of plasma membrane. Gene Ontology annotation, biological process: cell-cell adhesion; integrin-mediated signaling pathway; cell adhesion mediated by integrin. Bases 103 to 3702 code for a protein of 1199 amino acids. Gene Ontology annotation, molecular function: integrin binding. NCBI's taxonomy places the organism in Eukaryota, Metazoa, Chordata, Mammalia, Rodentia, Chinchillidae.